CUAGCUAAACUGUGGCACACGCUUUAAACCUCCACCUUCAAAACCCUCUCUCUCUCUCUCACUCACUCUCUCUACCUUACUCUCAGUAAUCACAGUGUAAGUUUUCUCUCUCUAAAUCACACUAUGGGAGAAAAAGCUAUGGAAGUCCACUCCUCGGCGACCACUCCAAGACCUUCAAUGACGUUUGGCUCGUCGCUAAUUCCGAUGAUCAACAAGCUCCAGGACAUUCUCGCGCCGGUGGGCAGCGAUAGGCCGCAGAUUUCGCUGCCUCAAGUGGCGGUCGUGGGAAGCCAGAGCAGCGGGAAAUCGAGCGUCCUCGAAGCCCUCGUUGGCCGCGACUUCCUCCCCCGCGGCCGUGACAUCUGCACUCGGCGGCCGCUCGUGCUGAUGCUCGAGAAUCGCGCGGCGGUGCCCGGUGAUGAACACACCGAAUGGGGCGAGUUCCGCCACUUGCCCGGAAAACGCUUCUACGACUUCUCCGCAAUCCGCCACGAAAUUCAGGCGGAGACGGAUAGGGAGGCCGGAUUGAACAAAAGGGUUUCGGAUAAGCAAAUCCGGCUGAAGAUUAUCUCUCCGAAUGUGCUUAAUAUGACUCUGGUUGAUUUGCCUGGAAUCACGAAAGUUCCGGUGGGAGAUCAACCAAGAGACAUAGAAGCAAUGGUUAGGAAGAUGAUUAUGGGCUAUAUUAUCCAGCAAAACUGUAUUAUAUUAGCGGUUAGUCCUGCGAAUUCGGAUUUGGCAACCUCCGAUGCACUACAGAUGGCUAGAGAAGCUGACGCGACUGGUUUUCGAACAAUCGGUGUGAUCACCAAGCUUGAUAUAAUGGACAGGGGCACCGAUGCUCUUGACUUUUUGCUUGGGAAAAUUAUUCCGCUGCAGCUCGGUUAUGUUGGUGUUGUGAAUCGUAGCCAGGAGGACAUCAAUAGAAACUGUGGGAUUGCUGCUGCCCUUGCUUACGAGGAGAAAUUCUUCAAUAGGCACCUUGUAUAUAGUAAACUCUUGGAUCAUUGCGGCAUGCCCCAGUUAGCAAGGAAGUUGAAUCAGAUUCUGGAGCAGCAUAUCAGAAGGGUUCUCCCUGAUUUGAAGGCUCGGUUGAAUUCUCAAAUGGUUUCUGUUUUGAAAGAAUUGCAAGCAUAUGGGCUACCUUUAGAAUCUAAAAUGGAUCAGGGAAUGAUUUUGUUGAACAUUUUGACAAAAUAUUGUGAAGCUUAUGCUGCCAUGGUGGAGGGAAAAAGUCAGGAGAUGUCAACAAAAGAAUUGUCAGGAGGAGCCAGGAUCCACUACAUUCUCCAGUCAAUUUUUGUAAAAAGCUUGGAGGGUGUGGACCCCUCCGACGAUCUAACUGAUGAUGAUAUUCGAACGGCUAUUCAAAAUGCUUCUGGUGCAAAAAAUGCUCUAUUUGUGCCUGAGGUCCCAUUUGAAAUUUUAGUAAGAAGACAAAUUGCUCGAUUGCUAGACCCAAGCUGUCAGUGUCUGCGUUUUGUUUACGAUGAACUAGUUAAGAUAAGCCACGAUUGCGCGGUUAUUGAGUUGCAAAGGUUUCCAGUUUUGAGAAAGCAUAUGGAUGAAAUCAUGAUCAACUUUUUGCGGGAAGGUGUAAAGCCUGCUCAGAGAAUGAUAGAAAAUCUUAUUGAGAUGGAGGUGGAUUGUAUAAACACAUCGCAUCCAUGUUUUAUAGGUGGGAAGAAAGCUUCUGAGCUUGCUAUGCAAGAGUUGAAAGCACAACAGGGAAGUCGUCCUCAGCUGAAUAAAGAGAAUCCUGUAUCUUCUGGUUCUACGAAGACUUGGGGUAUUCCAUCUGUAUUUGGGAAUAGGACAUCAGCUGCACAGUCUGGUACACCUUUUGGUGAACAACGUCAUUCAGAGUCAAUGCCCUCCACAAUCAAUUUGAGAGAGCCACCAUCCAUCUUAAGGCCAGUUGAAACGACAGAAAAUGAAGCAGCGGAAAUUAUUGUAACCAAAUCACUGUUGAAAUCCUAUUAUGACAUUGUCAGAAAGAACAUUCAAGACCUAGUUCCAAAAGCUAUAAUGCACUUUCUGGUCAACUCUACGAUAAAAAACCUUCAAACGGGCUUUAUUCAAAAACUGUACAGAGAGAACCUGUUUGAAGAACUGCUGAAGGAGCAUGAUGAACUUGAUUCAAAAAGAAAAUGUGACCAAAAGUUGUACGAGGUUUUGAAGCAAUCCCUUCAGACACUCGAGAAGGUCGAAUUUGAUGUUUCAACCCAAACUUAAAGUAUUGGCACUGAUUUUUCGGUUGGACCGUCAAGGAUUCCGAGUACUUUGCCCCAUCUGCACAAAACAUCUGAGGUGAGCCAGUUCACACACCAUUCGUUUUCCAUGCCAUACACGACCGACACCACAGCUUGAAGAUCAUUUCGACGAGAAAAUCAGGCAUUGUCCACAUGGGUUUGAUAUCAAAUAUACUAGUAUUAUGGUGGUCCAUUAAGCGAUUAGCAUUAGUGAUUACCAGGUUGUAGGCGUCCUCCUCCUGUAUCAUUUUUUUGCAUAUGGAAUGAAUAAGUUGUAUGAUGAUUAAAGAGUCGGUUCAAAAUACAUGAGUUGUAUGCGCAGGGAGUUUUGAUCGGUGCUGCAA
This is a messenger RNA of Malus domestica (apple), 2596 nucleotides long. RefSeq names its product dynamin-related protein 3A-like. The record is from RefSeq and is a predicted model, not a curated record. Lineage: Eukaryota; Viridiplantae; Streptophyta; Magnoliopsida; Rosales; Rosaceae. Gene Ontology annotation, molecular function: microtubule binding; GTP binding; GTPase activity. Gene Ontology annotation, cellular component: membrane; cytoplasm; microtubule.